CCAUUAUAUUGUACAUUUUAUGUCGCAAUAAAAAUUUAUUGCUUAAAUCCACGAGAUAACUUCUUGUAUAAAAUGUAUCGAGUAAAUUAAAAAAUUAUAGUUUUACUUCAAAAAAACAUACAUCAGAUUUGAAAUGAAAUCCCUGCUUCUUACUGUAGCCUUCAUUGGCAUCGUUGCCGCCGGUCCCGCCGGUCGCUUCAUUAAUGUUGGACCUGCUAUUGUUGAACCAUCACCAAUUGAUGUUGGACCUGUGAUCAUCGACGAAUCCCCCAUUGAUGUCGGACCCGUGAUCAUCGACGAAGCACCCAUCGAUGUCGGACCCGUGAUCAUCGACGAAGCACCCAUCGAUGUCGGACCCGUGAUCAUCGACGAAGCACCCAUCGAUGUCGGACCCGUGAUCAUCGACGAAUCCCCCAUUGAUGUUGGACCUGUGAUCAUCGACGAAUCCCCCAUCGAUGUUGGACCUGUGAUCAUUGACGACGCACCCAUCAACGUUGACCCUGUUAUCGUUGAUCCCAAGCUAAGACCUCUCGUCCAAGUCAUCAUUAACGUCAAUUCCAAAAGCCAACCUGAAGUUUCUCCGAUCGAUAUUGGUCCCGUUAUUAUCGACCCCAUGCCAGAACCUCAACCAGAACCAAUAAUCGUUCCUGAGCCAGUAUUCCCAGAACCUCAACCAGAGCCAAUCGUCAUUCCUGAACCAGUACUUCCUGAACCUCAACCCUCUCCCGUCAUCCAAGAACCCGAGGCUCUUAACUAAAUCAUAAUCUACCCUAUAUUAAAAAUAAAAAUACUGCAUAUA
This is a messenger RNA of Danaus plexippus (monarch butterfly), 799 nucleotides long. Its product is annotated as magnetosome-associated protein MamJ-like. Bases 134 to 757 code for a protein of 207 amino acids. The transcript has 2 exons. Lineage: Eukaryota; Metazoa; Arthropoda; Insecta; Lepidoptera; Nymphalidae. The record is from RefSeq and is a predicted model, not a curated record.